GCCACCUUCAAUGAACAGCAAGAUCUUUUUUGUCAGAAGUUGCAACAGUGUUGUGUGCUCUUUGACUUCAUGGACUCUGUUUCAGACCUGAAAAGCAAAGAAAUUAAGAGAGCAACACUGAAUGAACUGGUGGAAUAUGUCUCAACAAAUCGUGGAGUGAUUGUUGAAUCAGCUUAUGCUGACAUAGUGAAAAUGAUUAGUUCUAAUAUUUUUAGAACACUUCCACCUAGUGAUAACCCGGAUUUUGAUCCAGAAGAAGAUGAACCAACUCUUGAAGCCUCAUGGCCGCACAUACAGUUGGUGUAUGAGUUUUUCCUGAGGUUUUUGGAGAGCCCGGAUUUUCAACCUAGCAUUGCAAAGCGAUAUAUUGACCAGAAAUUUGUACAGCAGUUGUUGGAGCUCUUUGAUAGUGAAGACCCACGAGAACGUGAUUUCCUAAAGACAGUUCUUCAUCGAAUUUAUGGAAAAUUCCUUGGUUUAAGAGCAUUCAUCAGGAAACAGAUUAACAACAUUUUCCUCAGGUUUAUAUAUGAAACGGAACACUUCAAUGGUGUUGCUGAACUUCUUGAGAUAUUAGGAAGUAUUAUCAAUGGUUUUGCACUGCCACUGAAAGCAGAACACAAACAGUUCCUUAUGAAAGUUCUGAUUCCCAUGCAUACUGCAAAGGGAUUAGCUUUGUUUCAUGCACAGCUCGCCUAUUGUGUUGUACAGUUCCUGGAAAAAGAUACAACUUUAACAGAGCCUGUAAUCAGAGGAUUGCUCAAAUUUUGGCCAAAAACUUGCAGUCAGAAAGAGGUCAUGUUUUUAGGUGAAAUUGAAGAAAUCCUAGAUGUAAUAGAACCGACACAAUUCAAAAAAAUAGAAGAGCCUUUAUUUAAGCAAAUAUCCAAGUGUGUGUCAAGUUCACAUUUUCAGGUUGCAGAAAGAGCUUUGUACUUCUGGAAUAAUGAAUAUAUUCUUAGCCUCAUUGAGGAGAACAUUGAUAAAAUUCUACCAAUUAUGUUUGGCAGUUUAUACAAGAUCUCCAAAGAGCACUGGAAUCCAACUAUUGUGGCACUGGUGUAUAACGUGCUGAAAACCCUGAUGGAAAUGAACGGCAAGCUUUUUGAUGAACUUACAAGCUCAUAUAAAGCAGAAAGGCAAAGAGAGAAAAAGAAAGAAUUGGAACGUGAAGAGUUGUGGAGAAAGCUAGAGGAGCUAAAGCUAAAGAAGGCAAUGGCAGAAAAGCAGAAUAGCACUCACAGUGUGCUAAACACACACAAUACAAGUGCCAAAUAAAAGAAUUGACCACCUCUGCUUGGCAGACAUACUUUUUUGUACCCUUUUGAGAUAUAUAAAGAUUUGCAAAAGAAACCUCAUCAGUA
Messenger RNA from Chaetura pelagica (chimney swift), 1364 nucleotides. It is a transcript of the gene PPP2R5A, whose product is annotated as protein phosphatase 2, regulatory subunit B', alpha. Gene Ontology annotation, biological process: protein dephosphorylation; signal transduction. The coding region runs from base 70 to 1278 and encodes 402 amino acids. Lineage: Eukaryota; Metazoa; Chordata; Aves; Apodiformes; Apodidae. Gene Ontology annotation, molecular function: protein phosphatase activator activity. The transcript has 12 exons. Gene Ontology annotation, cellular component: protein phosphatase type 2A complex; nucleus; cytosol. The record is from RefSeq and is a predicted model, not a curated record.